UGCGCGCGCCAAUUACAAAGGCUCCGAUCGAUAGAUUGAAGAGAAAAGCGAAUCUAGAUCUAGGUCUCAUCUCUUUCGCCCAGGCGGGAAGCGUACUAACUACGAUCUGUACCUGUAUCGGCAUUAUUGAUUACUUGUUUCCAUCCGGUCCGCGAGUGUCACUCAGAGCAAAUGCAGGGCAGUUUCAAGAUACAACUCAUUAACAUGGGAACACGGGCGGCCGCCUUUACGGCAAAAAUUCGAAGUCUUUAUGACUGCCAGCUGCGGCUGAUGCACAACAUCCAACCUCUGCCCUCGGGUAUUGACAUCGCUAACACCGUCAAAUACUUCUCACAAACGCUGCUCAGCGUAUUGAAGGAUGUUCCAAAAUCUCCUCUCGAAAUGAUGAGAGAUGCUGAUAAUGAUGCAGAACGUAUGAGCCUCUAUCCUAAUCUAGAUUAUAAAGGAUUAUUUAACGCGAUAUCACAACUUGUGGAUUCUGCACCGCAUCUACAGUAUGGAAUUCAAGCAUUUGGACAAGCAGUGCUACAAUGUCUAGGGUGCCUGAUGCCGUUUUUAGAAUAUGACAUGAUAGACAACUUGCCAUAUCUAGUCGCGUACUGUGUUGCGGUGUUCCCGGCCAACCUCCAUCAGGAUAUAUUGCAUUUGUUAUGCUAUUAUAUCCUGCCGUUUACGAUAACACGCCGAUAUGCUGGAAUGGAAGAAGAAAGCGAAGCGUCACAGUCAGUCGGCGCUGUGAUUAUGAUGGUGUUUCAACACUCGAAUAAUCCAGCGCACCACUGCCAAUUGCUGGAAUGUCUCAUGUCAAUGAAGCAAUCGGUAGUCAAAGAUGUGCUGUGCGUGAUCGCGUAUGGCACCUGCGGAGCGAGACUGUCAGCUGCCAAGCUACUCUUCUACUACUGGCCACCCUUCGACGCUAAGCUCUUUGAUAGGAAAGGGCUUCUGUGCAAGUUCUCAAAUGACCUGGUGCCGUUCUUCUGCCAGCGAGACAUGUGCCCCAACGCGGGUUCCGCUGAAGCGGCGAAGGUGUGCUACGACCAUUGUAUCAGCGUCACCUUCGCGUCUGACACUCCGCCGCCGCUCUAUCUUUGUAUUGAGUGCGCUAAUGAAAUACACAGGGAACAUCCUAAUCAACGUUUCUUCGAUAUUCUCCAUCCGCAGCAACAAGUGUCUAUGGUCUGUGAAAAUAAGAAUUGUCGGUCUACUGAUAAAGCAGCUUAUUCAAUCUGCUUUUCAAACGAAUGUGCGAGCUAUAACGGCAAUCAUCCUAUCAGAUAUUGCGGUCAGUGUCACGGCAACCGGCACAACAGCCGGCGCGGCGGCGACCACGUGCUGCACACGCGGCUGCCGCCCGCCUGGCAGAUGGACAGCGACAUGCAGACCAACCUCGUCGAGGCUAUCAUCAGUCUCCUCAAAGAAGCAAAGCCGAUUAAUUUAGAAGAUCCAGACAGUUCAGCGGAGCAGAUUAAAUCACCGCUCAGCGUUAAAUUGCCCGACCCUAUUUCUGUGGAGGAUCGACAACUGCUCGGAAGAUACGGUGUAUGGCUCAUGGUGGGGUUAUGUACUCCAAAUCCCGACACUCCUGAUGAAGUUUUGGGCAGAUUACUGUCGGUACUCUUUCAUUGGUUCCAUGUCACUUCGUUCUCUUAUACUGGUGAAACAGCGAACACGGUAGAGAAGCUGAAGUGGGAGCACGUGUGCGGCUGGAUCCGCGGGCUCGCGGAGACGCGGCGGCGCGCGCUCGUGGCGUGCCUGCUGCCGCACCCGCCGCACCACACGCGCCACGCCGGCCACUGGGACACGCUGGCGUCGCGCGCGCACCACCUGCGCGACGGGCUCAACAGAUUAUAUUGCCUUAUACCAUAUGGUAUCAUAACACAAUCUAUUUGGGACUACAUAAUGCCUGCUUGGAUGGAAGCUAUUUGCACUGAUGUACCGGAAAAGGAACUGAUGGAGCUGAAAGUGCCAGUAGCAAAGAUUCUGGAACCAGAUGGCAGUGUUGUCGGCGACGAGAUCAAUCUAUAUAACUUUGCAACACUCAAGGUUACCGAUAAGCCUCGACCUGAUACUGUGUUGCCAGUGUUAGAGUGGUUUCAGACAAUAUCCUUCUUGGAAGUUAAGAUACCGCUGUCCACCCUGUUUGAGUUGUUCAGCCAUUGUGUCAUUAAUUUGCCAGAGAAGAUAUUUAAACCGCAACCUGAAUGCACAAAGCCAAAAGAAACGGAAUCGUCCGAUUCACCCAACGGCAAUGACAAGGAAAGCGAUGAUCAAAUGAAGCCUCAGAAUUUGACCUGUUGUAUUCUCAUGUUGGACAUUUUGUUGAAACAGAUGGAACUGCAGCAGCAUCGGAUCAAUAUUCAGAAUGUGAGCAGCGAGGCGACCAAGUUGCUUCGACUGAUGCUCAAAGCGAAUCAAGUCAACACCAUUGAACAUUCGGUGUGCAUGUGGGGCGUAUCGUGCUCGUACUGCUCCGCCGCGGCGCUGUGCCACCAGCUGGCCGUGCGGCUUGUGAGAGCUCUGUUACCCGAUACUAAGAACCUUGAGGUGCAACCAGUAACAGAGGAGUCAUGGUCCGACAAGCGCUCUACGGAGGAGGAGUCCCGGCGCUUCGCCCCCGCGGCGCCGCCCGCGCAGCCCGCCGCCGAGCGCUCCUCGCUGGGUGGCGUGCUGUCCCACAUGCCGCAUUUUGUUCAUUUCAUGCAACUGUCCUUAAUGAGCGACGUCGGCUCGGACGGGUCGCUCACUAAGUCGUCAGGCGACACGCAAAUAAUGACAGCCACAGUGGAGACGAUCACAGAGCAGUUAGACAUGGCGGUGUCACUACCACCGGCAGAGCAGCCGCCAACCGCCGUCGCGCACUCUGUGACCCUCACCGACACUGAUGUGGCUACGGCUACAGCCAAUAUAUCCACACCUAACUUGUUGGGGGAACAUGAAGCAGAGUCUGUGGAGGAUGAUAUCACGAACUUCUGGCCUACUUCGGCUGGACGCUUUCACUUCUGCAUCGAGGAGCUACCGCAAGAGCUUCAAUAUAUACAUCAGUUGUUACAGGAGUUGAAAAACACGACAAGGCCGGAUGUUCUGUAUUACUUACUGCAAUGCUUGCAAGUUCUCGUGCUCAACACGGACGCGCUGGCGGAACAUAAAGGGUUCUUGAUUUGGUGCCAAGAAAACCUGCUCAUAGACAACCUGUGGGGCGUGUGCGACGCGGCGCAGUCGCACAUCGCGUCGGUGGCGGCGCCGGUGCUGCUGCACUGCGUGACGCUGGCGGGCGGCGCCGACGUGCUGUGCGCGCUGCUGCGCGACGCCUUCCACCACGCCGACCCCACGCGCCGCUUCACCGCCGUCGAGCGCGUCACCAUGCUCAUCCGCUUCAUGGAUGGGUCCCCAAUCAAGACCAGCCUGCCGCUGCAAACUGCGCUAGCCACUGCGUUCUGCUAUCUGAUAUCCAGCAUGGACGACAUCAACGUGUACGUCGCGCAGCGGGCGACGCUGUACAUUGGCACUAUACAUGAUAACGCUAUCGAGCUCUUACUAUAUUGCUUGGAGACUCAAUUCGACCUGGUGAUCGUGGACCGGCCCAUGAUUCUGCAGUCGAUAUACCAGCUGCACAACACUCUCAGCGACAGGCGCAUUCUCACUUGGGAGUUCUUUCUGAAUCGAUUUGAAGCGUUGUUCUUGGAGGCUCAAAUCAAUACCAACAAAACUGUGGACUUCUCCAAUUUGCGAGAGCUGGUGAGCAGCUCCACCAGCUCGGAGUGGUUCAUGUACAAGGUGCGGCGCGCGCACGACGCGCUGAGCGCGGCCGCGCGCGAGCCGCACGCACACGCGCACGCGCACGCGCACACGCACGCGCACACGCACGCGCGCUCUCUCUCUGCGUCUUUUGGCGCCAAGUGGCCGUAUAAGAGGACCAUAUCUGCGCCCGCUGCUGUGCCGCCUCAGCCUGCCGAACGUGAGAAGAUUUACUCACGCCAGUACUCAGCACCGCUUCUGAAGAGAAAGACGUCGAGAUUCGGCCUGGGACAGUUGCUGCCCACGCCGCAACAGUCGGGAAGUUCUCAGAAAACCAACAAUACACAUGACACAGUCCACUCAGUAUCGGGUCGGUCCACAGAAGACACAGCAACAACUGUGCUGCCAAAAGCUGUGGAUCUCGAAGAAGCUGAUAAGGAGACGACGAAUUUAUUGGUGUUUCUGUUGAUGCAGUUCUUGUCUCGCUCGGAUCAAGCCCACCCCACCGACGAGAAAACAAACAACAACAAAACUCAAGACCUGGUGCUCAAACACUUGUUCCUUCUGCUCGGAUACAAUUCGGUUGACAAGUACUUCACUAUUACACCACAGACUUUGAGAAUGUCUUCAAUAUUUAACGCGUUCAUGGCUAACCUUCCUCAAGUCUUAGACCAGAACUACAUGAUGGGUGCAAGUAUUGCUGAACCCACCUUGUUGUUAUUACAGUAUUGCUGCCGGCCGUCCGCGCCGUCGUCCGCGUCCACAUCGCUGGGGGGCGCGGUGGGGGGCGCCGGCGGGGGCGCGGUGGGGGGCGCGGGCGAGGCGGCGGCGGCCGCGCCCGUCACGCACUCGCUGGAGGCGCUGCAGCCGCACGUGCGCCGCCACUGGCUGAUGGCGCUGCUCGUUAUAUUGUAUAAGUACCACUACGGCAGCGGCGCGGUGUGCGCGCUGGCGGGCUGGCUGGUGCGCGUGGUGCUCAACUGCGUGCAGCACCAGCACCACCGCUGCCGCCGCAUCCCGCCGCUGCUGUUGCUGCCGCACGCCAGAGAGCCCCGCGAGGCGGCGCCGAUGGCGGAGGGCGCGGGGGGCGGCGGCGGGGGCGGCGCGGAGGGCGCGGGGGGAGCGGGGGGCGCGCCGCACAAGUCGCCCGCGCACUGGCCCGACGCCUCAGAUCCCGCUAAAUACAAGCAAUGGAGCGUGGAGCAAGAGUCGUCCGAAAGCGAGCUCAUCGCCAUUCCGGAGACCAGCGACAAAUCUGACACCACUGUACAUGGAAGCACUGCUCCUGGAUCUUUCGACGAGCCGUCCCACUAUGAGGACUCGCCAAAAGUCGACGCUCAGACUGUUGUCGCAUAUCCAACAUUUAACAAAAUUCCUACCAUGGGAUCUCGAUCAGCCCACCAGCUGUCUACAAGUUCAUCAGUGUCCAUCGGCAGCGAUUCGUCUAAUCUUAAAUCGACGCCCAUGAGCGGACAGUCUGUGGAAAUAUGGCCAGAUCAGCUGCACCAGACUUCCCCGAGGGCCAAGAUACUUGGCAAGCAGAAGAGGGUAGUGGCAGCAGGCAGCAGCACAUCGCCGGACACAUUGCCGUCAUCGAACGGCGAGGCGAUGCACCAUCCGCAGCUUCUAAAGAGUCCUGCGGGGAUAGCGUACGCGUCGCCCGAGUCGCCGCUGUCCAAGAUGGAGGUGUCGUGGGCGCCGCCCCCGCGCGCCCCCGCCGCGCCCCUCGCGCCCCACCCGCCCCACCCGCACCCGCUGCCGCUGCCCACGCCCGCGCCCGAGAGAUUACUCCCAAUUGGUCCGAAACCCAACAAGGAGCAGUACCCAGUGUUCAACGCCUUGGUCGAUCGAGUUCGUGAAGCACUCAACAUUCAUGACUCGUUCCAAACGGACUCAAGUUCCCGCUCGGACCAGGAAGCCACGCCCACGCCCACGUCUCGACCGCACGACCUAACUAAAGGCCUAUCUUCUGAAAGCACUAGGUCUCCCAGACGGCUAGCUCGCCAAGUGGCUCAGCUGGAGUCGCCAGUGCUGCACACGCCUCCGCCCAGCCCGCUGCACUCUCGCACCAAGCACGCCGAGAGCGCAUGGGGCGCUUGGGGCGCGUGGGGCGCGUGGUGGGGCGGGGCGGGGCGCGCGGGGCGGCGCGCGGCGCACGCGCACGCGGCGCACCCCUCGCCCUACCGCCCCGACGCCACGCUGCGCUACCGAUGCGCAGAAUGCGGCGGCUCCGUGGAGCAGUACAGCGACGAGGAGCUGGGGCUGUGCGUGAUAGUGCUGGGCACGUUCGUGCGCCGCGAGCCCGCCGCCGCCGCGCCCAUGUUGCCCGCCCUACUGCACACUGUUACCAGAGUGGUCCAGCUGGGCAACUACACGUGGCAGACGGAGACCAACACGCGGCUGCCGGGCAGCGCCGUGUUCGUGGCGCACCAGUUCCUGCGCUGUGUGCUGCAUCAGCUCGCGCCCAACAACGUCUUCCUGCAGGUGUUCUUGCAGCGGACACCCGAAAAACAACGAAAAACAUUCUUUAAGAGUGUAGCGCAUUCGUUCGUGGACUUCAGCGAGUUGUAUCCGUGUGGCCCUCUGCAAUUAGUCAUAGAGCAUUUGAACUCCAAGAAAACUUUGCCUAUUGAUCAACUGCCGACGAUCAUGGGCAACAUGGCGCUGUACCUGGAGAGCGUGGCGGCCGAGGCGCUGGGCGGCGCCGCCGCGUGCGGCGCGCUGCUGGCCGCGCUCGACCAGCUGCUGCGCGCCGCGCUGCUGCAGCUGCCGCAGCUGGACGACGUGCUGCCGCCGCUGCGCCUCUGCGCCGCCGCGCUGCGCGUGCCCAACGCGCACCAGCACAAGAGCCUCCUGGAGCCGAUGUCGAAGAUCCUCAGCUACGGCGUGCAGAACUUCGUGCUGAAGCUGUCGCUGCUGUGCGAGCUGUGCGCGGCGUGCAUGCGCGCCUUCGCGCGGGACCGCGACAAGCUGCUGCUGUGCCGCGUGCUGGUGUACGAGCUGGUGCAGGCGCUGCGCACCAAGACCACCGUGCCCGAUGACAACCUCUUCAUACUCAUACAGUUUGUGCUGCAAGGGCACGGGUGCGCGCUGGUGCUGCCGCCGGCGCUGGCGGCGGGCGUGCUGCUGGCGGCGGGCGCGGAGGCGCGCGAGCUGGGCAGCGGGCCCGUGGACUGCAUGCGCCCGCACCUGCCCGACAUGGUGGACCUGCUGCACGACCCGCACCUCAUGAACAAGAUCAAGGGUUCAGUCUCAAAGUCAAUAGUGAACCGCAACCUGAUCUGCCUGAACGAGGACACGCUGGGCGCGAUCGUGAAGGGCGGCAUCGCGCAGUACGUGGCCAUGGAGCUGGCCCUGGAGCAGCGCGGCGCCAAGCAGGAGCGCGCGCAGCCCAGCCGCCACCUCAUGCCGCCGCUCAGCGCCGCGCCCGCCGGGUACGUGCCUGGGAUAAUAAUGUGCACGUACGUGGAGCAGUGCAAGUCGGGCGGCGGGCGCAUGAGCGCGCUGUGGCAGGCCUUCCUGCUCUGCCAGCUCUGGACGCUCUACCUCGAGAAGGUGGCGAGCACGUCGGCGCCCAGCGGCGAGGCGCACAACACGGCGGCGGCGCUGCUGCUGCACUUCUGGUGCAAGCUGGUGCCCACGCUGCUGCAGCUCACGCACGCCUCCAAGCUGCUGGCUGAAACGGUAAAUCUGCACUUCUUGAGUCUUCUGGAAUCGUUGCUGGAAUGUAACUCCACGCUGUUGAACAAACUGCUGCCGCUGUGGACUCCGUUGCUGCAGUCACCGCUUUUCAAUAUGCCCCGGCACGUGGCCCAACGUCUAGAUGCUUGCCGCGAGCUCCAGCCGGACGUGGUAGCGGUGCCCAAUUCUGGCCCAAUGCCCCAGGCCCCACAGGCCCCAGGGGCCCCGCAGGCCCCGCACUCGCCGGGGGGUGACACCGCAGCCAGUAAGGAGCAUAGGAGGUUAUAUAGAUUGUUGUCGAAGAUGGCGCAGUUAGAGCAGCAGCCGCAUUCAUUUUAUUUCAUUUAAUUGUCUUUGCUUUGUAAUUACUUCUAGGAAUAAAAACGUACGAUUUCCUUAUAGAAUCAAAAAUUGCCAAAACGCAAAUGAGAGGUGGUUAAAAUUAAAAAAAACUGAGUGACAAGUAAUUAAAAUUAAUGUGAUAGGCGUCACCAGUAAGCGUUCACAGAAAUAAGGUCAUCGCUUCGCCAAAAAGAGAAAUAACAUUGAAGUAUAAUGUGUGAUCAAAAUGAUUUUGUUAUAAAUUGUUCUAACUAUUUCUGAUAUCUUUAUUUAAUUUAAAAUCAACCAAUACCAUUAAUAUUAUAUUAAAUAAUGCACUUUUUGUCAAUCUUUGAUGUACCUUUUGCAAUUGAGGCGUGCUGUAAAAAUUAGAAAGACUAAAUAGAAAUAGUGGUAUUGGGGUGGUAGAGGCUGAAAAUAUUAUUAGUCUGAAUGUUAGGUUUGUGUGGUGAAUUCUACUCUGUGUGUGUUUUUGUCGUUAUUACAUAUAUUUUAUAUUAAAGAUUUUUCUUACAAAACACGUACCUUUAGACCCCGGAGCUAGGGCCUCUCAGACUACUGUUUUAUUUAGAAAAUGUUAGAUUACAAUAUUUGGGGCCCUAAUUUAUUUUUAUAUCUGGGGCUUCUGGCUCCAUUUUGAUGUAUUAAAUCUCA
Messenger RNA from Zerene cesonia (dogface butterfly), 8412 nucleotides. It is a transcript of the gene unc79, whose product is annotated as protein unc-79 homolog. Gene Ontology annotation, molecular function: protein binding. The transcript has 56 exons. Lineage: Eukaryota; Metazoa; Arthropoda; Insecta; Lepidoptera; Pieridae. The record is from RefSeq and is a predicted model, not a curated record. The coding region runs from base 172 to 7764 and encodes 2530 amino acids.